UGCAAAGAAACCAGAAUCUACAACACCUUCCAAUUAUAAUCUCCCUUGUGCUCCACACAUCCUACUGCGUGUGGUUCUUCUUCCUCUCUUCUCUCCAAGCAUAUGCUCCACAAACGAGACGUGGGACAAGCAGAAAAAAAAUGAAGCCCCAAUUCCUCAUCUUCUUCUUUGUCCUCUACGUUAUUCUCACUUCCAACUCUAUUGUUUCAGCCACUUCUCAAACACAUUUUUUCCAACAAAAGCCCAACAACGAGACCAUACUGAGGGUCUCAAAGCAACUAUGCUGGGAUUGCAUAGGAGAGUCCCUAGAAUUUUUGUACCAACACAAUUUGGUCAGGGCAGCCAAGUGGGAGAUACCUUUGAUGUGGGACUUUCAGCUUGAAAAAUAUGCUCAAUGGUGGGCAGGCAUAAGAAAAUCGGACUGCAAGUUGGAGCAUUCGUUCCCGGAAGGCGAGUUCAAGCUCGGAGAGAACAUAUACUGGGGCAGUGGCUCGACUUGGACGCCGAGUGACGCAGUGAAUACAUGGGCAGCUGAAGAGAAGUACUAUACUUAUGUGACAAAUACGUGUGAGGCUGGGCAAAUGUGUGGGCAUUAUACUCAAAUUGUGUGGAAGAGUACAAGAAGAGUUGGGUGUGCUAGGGCGGUGUGUGAUGAUGGAGAUGUUUUUAUGACUUGUAAUUAUGAUCCGCCUGGUAAUUAUAUUGGUGAGAGGCCAUAUUAGUAAUGCUCAAUUUUAAGGUAUGGGCUUAGUUAAGAGCGCUUCCCACUCGGCACGUGAGUACAAAUUCCCCUCGUAGUUUAGAUUAAAUUAAAGUAAAUUAUAUAUUGUAUAAACAAUAUGUAAUAUUAUAUAUGUAAAUGGUCAUCUAGCUAGGCCCUAGGUGUGGGCUCAGUUAGUUCAUGUGGUUGAAAA
Messenger RNA from Prunus avium (sweet cherry), 914 nucleotides. The record is from RefSeq and is a predicted model, not a curated record. Lineage: Eukaryota; Viridiplantae; Streptophyta; Magnoliopsida; Rosales; Rosaceae.